Porites evermanni is the source of this 1179-nucleotide messenger RNA. NCBI's taxonomy places the organism in Eukaryota, Metazoa, Cnidaria, Anthozoa, Scleractinia, Poritidae. The record is from the annotation of a GenBank genome assembly.
AUGACCGAUUCGACAAGGAAACGAACCAAGGAGAAUUUGCCAACUGAAGAACUUACGAAUCUUCACAAAGAUUUUGCUGGCGCGCGAAUUCCAACAGAGAAUCCUCCUUUCACGCUAAAAGAUUUAAAAGAUGCUGUCCCUCCUCACUGUUUUCAAAGCUCACUUCUCACUUCUACUCUGUAUCUAUUACUGGACUUCGCUGGAGUAAUUUUCCUGUACGCUUUGGCGUUUUGGGUUUUUAACGCCUGUUGCCCAAUUUAUGUUCACGCGAUUUUCUGGCCGGCGUACUGGAUCUGCCAAGGCUGCGCUGGUUUCGCCGUAUGGAUAAUUGCGCAUGAAUGCGGCCACUACUCUUUCUGCGCCAACAAAAAAAUCUGCGACAUUAUUGGUUUAGUGCUGCACACUGCACUAUUUGUACCGUAUCAUUCAUGGCGAAUCAGUCACUCAAAGCAUCAUCGAAACACCAACAGAAUGAUCGGCGACCACGCUUUUGUUCCGAACACCCGAGGCCUGCUCAAGUCGGAAAAUGACUUAGAAUUUCCAAACAUAUUCUUUCGGUUUUUGCACCUUGUUAAAUACCUAUCAAUUGGCUGGCCGGCUUAUCUAUUCUUCAACGCCCGGGGUCGCCCAUACGCAGAAUAUAGAAUGCGCCCAAACCACUUCAACCCGUACGCACCAAUUUUCUCGAACAAGGAUUUCUGGGAAGUCGUAUUAAGUGAUCUGGCAUUACUGGUAUGGAUUGGUAUCCUGUACUACGUCACUGCGUAUGUUUACUCUCUAAGUUGGUUGGUGUGCCUGUACGUAAUCCCUUUACUGUUUGUGAACAUGUGGCUUGUGAUUGUAACAUAUCUUCAGCACUCAGAUAUCAAAGUCCCCCACUACUCCGACGAGGAGUGGACCUGGCUUAAAGGCGCGCUGUGCACUGUGGACAGGGAUUAUGGAAUACUCAACUAUGUUUUCCAUCACCUUACAGAUUGUCACGUCGCACAUCAUCUCUUCUCCUAUAUGCCUCAUUAUCACAUUGCUGAAGCGACAGAGGCGAUAAAGCCAGUCCUAGGAAAGUUCUACACUUACGACGACACACCUAUCUGGAAAGCGCUCUGGAAGACAGACAGCUAUUGCCGAUUUGUCGAAGACAGCGGAAAAAUUUUGUGGUACAAGUUUUUACCGGAACAGUAG